Messenger RNA from Columba livia (rock pigeon), 8668 nucleotides. It is a transcript of the gene FOXN3, whose product is annotated as forkhead box N3. Gene Ontology annotation, cellular component: nucleus. Bases 364 to 1857 code for a protein of 497 amino acids. The transcript has 9 exons. NCBI's taxonomy places the organism in Eukaryota, Metazoa, Chordata, Aves, Columbiformes, Columbidae. Gene Ontology annotation, molecular function: DNA-binding transcription factor activity; cis-regulatory region sequence-specific DNA binding. The record is from RefSeq and is a predicted model, not a curated record. Gene Ontology annotation, biological process: regulation of DNA-templated transcription.
GGGGCGGCAGGCGGCGCGGGCUGCGGCUGCUCCCGCCGCGGGGCGCGGAGCGGGGCGGCCGCGGGGAGCACCCACCCCCGCGGCGGCGGCGCGGAGCUCAGGGCCGCGGCGAGGAGUGGAAACAAUUUCUCGCUCUUCGGCUCGCACCGAGGCGGACCGCUGCCCGUCGGGAGCGCGGGGCGGGCGGCGGCCGGGCCCCAUGCUGGCGGCGGUGCCCGCUGCGCCGGGACCCCCGCGGCACCCUCGGGACUCGGCCUGAGGCGGGGGGCGCGCGAUGCCCGGCUCCGUCAGAUGAAAGUUUGCGCCACAGCCAUGAGGGGACCGCGGUGAAACCACCGCCCCCCGCCAGGAAUUGCUGUCUAAAUGGGUCCAGUCAUGCCUCCCAGUAAGAAGCCAGAGGGCUCAGGAAUUAGCGUUCCCAGUGGACUGAGCCAACGUUACCAAGAUAGUGAUUUAUCAAAGGCACUUCACGAUGACGAGGACCUAGAUUUCUCUUUGCCUGCCAUCAGAUUAGAUAAAGGGGCCAUGGAAGAUGAAGAACUAACUAAUUUGAACUGGUUACACGAGAGCAAGAACUUGCUGAAAAGCUUUGGGGACUCGGUGUUACGGAGUGUUAGCCCCGUUCAGGACAUUGGUGAUGACACGCCACCGUCUCCUGCCCACUCUGACAUGCCCUAUGAUGCCAAGCAGAACCCCAACUGCAAACCUCCUUAUUCCUUUAGCUGCCUCAUAUUUAUGGCCAUUGAGGACUCGCCAACCAAAAGACUGCCUGUAAAGGAUAUAUACAACUGGAUCUUGGAACACUUUCCGUAUUUUGCAAACGCACCCACUGGAUGGAAAAAUUCUGUGAGACAUAACCUGUCCUUGAAUAAGUGUUUUAAGAAAGUGGACAAAGACAGAAGUCAGAGUAUUGGAAAGGGGUCCUUGUGGUGUAUAGACCCAGAAUAUAGACAAAAUCUUAUUCAGGCUUUGAAAAAGACACCCUAUCACCCAUACUCGCAUGUGUUCAAUACACCUCCCACAUCUCCUCAGGCAUAUCAAAGCACAUCAGGUCCACCCAUUUGGCCAGGAAGCACCUUCUUCAAGAGAAAUGGAGCCCUUCUACAAGAUCCUGACAUUGAUGCUGCCACUGCCAUGAUGCUUUUGAAUACUCCCCCUGAGAUACAAGCAGGUUUUCCUCCGGGAGUGAUACAAAAUGGAGCUCGAGUUCUGAGUAGAGGAAUAUUUCCUGGAGCCAGGCCAUUGCCAAUCAACCCUAUAGGGAGCAUGGCUGUUGCAGUGAGAACUGGUUGGAAAUCUUUCAAAAUGAAUGGAAUAACCAACUGCCGGAUGCGGACAGAAAGCGAGCAGUCCUGCGGCUCUCCGGUUGUCAGCGGUGACCCGAAGGAGGAUCACAACUACAGCAGUGCCAAAUCUUCCAACCACAGGAGCACAUCACCUGCCAGUGACUCCGUUUCCUCCUCUUCUGCUGACGACCAGUAUGAAUUUGCAACGAAAGGCAGCCAAGACAGCAGUGAAGGAAGUGAAGUUAGCUUCCAGAGCCACGAGAGCCAUAGUGAGACAGAAGAGGAGGACAAAAAGCAGAAUCGGAAGGAGACCAAGGAUUCUUUAGCUGACAGUGGUUAUGCGUCCCAGCACAAGAAAAGGCAACAUUUGAUGAAGGCGAAAAAAGUACCAAGUGACACACUGCCUCUUAAAAAGAGACGUACGGAAAAGCCCCCUGAGAGUGAUGAUGAGGAGAUGAAAGAAGCGGCGGGAUCACUCCUGCAUUUAGCAGGAAUCCGAUCCUGUUUGAACAACAUCACCAAUCGGACGGCAAAGGGGCAGAAAGAGCAAAAGGAAACCACAAAAAAUUAGAACAAAUCAAUGAUUUGUUUGAACUUACAAAGUUUUGUUUCAGCACGUCAGGUGAAUUCUAAUAAUUUGUGGCAAUAUCAGCAAUUUUUUCCUUUUUUGUUUUUCUUUCUAUUUGUUUUUGUUUUGUUUCUUUCUUUUUUUCUUUUUUUUUUUUUUUGACCCUUAAGAUUUUUAUUUUUAAAGGAGAUUGAAGCCAUAGAACUCAUACUGACACUCAGCUAAUUUACAAAAGCUUUUCAUUACCUGAAGACAAAAAGUUAACAAAAAAAAAAAGCCAAAAUCGCCAUUGCUUUCUCCGGCCUAUCAAAAAUGCAUGGUUGAAUACGCAGUGACAUCAAAUUGGGCAUUUGGAAAUCCCUCUUAUACUAGAAGAGCUGUGCAUAAUUUAGUAAUCAUUCAGGCCUGGCCCUUAAGAAUUGUUUUUAAUGGCCUUAUAAUUGGGUUAGAAGUGAAUGUGAAUAAAGAGAUUUGGGGAAAGAGGAGGCACGUACUUCUCAGCACCAAACCAAGAACCAUCUAGUGGCACUUGGAUACGUUGUGCCAUAGAAGUCUUUGAACGGCCACUGGUGGCAACCGCGCAAACAGUAACGCACUUGUAGUGCUUCAUGUACUAUUAUAUGUGGCUUAUAAUGUGAAGACCGAUAACUUUAAGUUUGGGGAAGUUUGAACUAUGUAUGCAAUGGGUUUCAAUGAAAUAACAAGAAGAAAUGGGAGGGGGGCACUGUUAGUAGCAUCGUUAAUCAUUGAAUUCUGUCUUCUAUAUUAAAUUAAUAGAAUGUUCAAAAAGCCAUAAGCCCGAAGAUUGGCACCGCGUGCAAAAAAUAAUAGUCAUAGGGAAAAACAAGCUAUGUCUUCUAAACUGCCUGAGUGAAAAGCAAUCAAGUCUAAGAAAUUACAACAGAUACUAACGAAAUACACCAGAAUCUUUUUCUGUGGAUCAAAUCCGUGAUCUAACUGGGGAAACAAAGCUACAAAACCUGCCAUUAAUAGUGUUCUGUAUUUAAAAGUAAAAGGAAAGGGUAUUGGUGAGCAGUAAAAUUCAGAAGUUCAAGACAAGAGCUCUUAGACUGCCCUCAGUAGUGAGUGUGCAGUCACUGCCAGCCAGGACUCGUCUGUGCAAAAACGACAGCAGAUUUCCAGAUUCAACCAGCGUAGCCAGCAGAAGAAACUUGAUCCACAUUUCAUGGAUUCCUUUUGGGAGGGGGAGAAUACAAAAAGCAAACAAUUUUUUUAAUUCAAAGAUGACAAAGUUCUUGUAAGGUAAAUAAUGUAUUUAGCAUGAAGCAUGAAUUAUUUUCAUAUAAAUAUAGAAAAUAGAGAAAAAGGCUAUGCCUCUAAUUUUUAAGCCCUUAGGCUUAGAGUUUGUUUUUUUGGGUUUCAUUUUUUUGUUUGUUUUGUUUUGGUUUUGGUUCUUUUUUGUUGUUGUUGGGGUUUUUUUGAAGCAGGUGUUUAAGGUUUAACCUUCUUCAGGGACAAACACUGACUGUUGGGGAACUUACUCUGCAAUAUUAAAAAAUAAAAUCUUCAUGCUCUGGUAGGGCUUGGAUGGUUGAAUUAUACUGCCUUGUCUGCACAUUCAGCCCCUCUCUCCCUACUUCUGUUUAAAAAAAGAAAAAAAAAAAGAAAAAAAGUAUAAGUGUGUCCUUUCUUCGUCUGUACAUGUGUAACAUGACGCAAUAAUCUGAGGGCAAAUUUAGUAGUGAGUGUGUAUGACAGAAUCAAGAGAAUAACGGGAGGUUAAUUGAGGAGAACUCUCUGAUUUGAUUCAGGAAUAAGUAGACAAGAAAAUAGCUUUGCUAAUUUGCCAUGAGAAAAUGAAGUUAGUAAAGAGCCUUACUGAGGUGUCCAGAGACAAAAGUGUUACAGAGUGUGAUUCAGGUAUAGUGCUACUCUCCUGGUAAUGGCAACUGUUCAGUUGGAGAUCCCUACAGCAGAGGGAUGCUGUGAAAUAAAUAAGACAGUCUCUCUCACCUGGAUUCAUGAAUUUGGCAUAAGAGUUGUGUACUUAGAAUAUCCUAGAGACAAGAAGGAGAUCCCAGGAACUAACCACAGAAUGAAACGGUCUGUUUCCUAAAAAAGAAUGUAGGUUUGUGUUUAUCCCUAACAGCCAUUUCAGGCAGCAGUUUCACCAAGACGGAUCUAGUUUAUGAAGAGUGAGUUAGAGAAGGGUUUGAUUUCCUACUCAGUGGAGUGAACUAAAAAUGGCAUGUGGAGAUGCCUGUGGUGUGGAUUCAAUUAGGAGGUGGAAGGAUUGAAGGGGAUGCUGGUCCAGACCUGUUCUGUGCUGCGCAGGCAUUUUGUCAUGUAUAGAACGGGGCCACAGUGGGGGGGCAGCACAGCCAAACGUCGCCUCUCCUCCCGUCUCACCCAGCCUGUCCCGGAGCUGCCUGACAGCUGCUGGAGCCCAGCACAUCUGCCAGCUGUACAGGGAAGGACUGAGAGAGCCAAGGACAGUGCAGGGAACAGCCCUGAGUCCCCCUCAGUUUGCUGGGCUGAUGCAUGCAGGGCUGAUUCGCAGCUUUAGUUAAGUCGGGAGUACAUGGAUACUAACUUCUGUUGGGUUCCUGCAGCCCUUAAGAUCAAGUUGGGGAAGACGGGAAGGACCAGUCCCUUGGGCAAGUAGCGCAGAGGUGAGUGAGCCACAGCUUUUCCCUUGUGUGACUGGACUGGGUUAAUCGGCUUCUUCCCAGAUCCACACUCCCUACAGCCAGAGUCUGCAGGUGGUGAACCAUACACCCCCUGCACGUGAAGACUUGGUCCUUCAUCUUUUACAGACUUUGCAGAAAGCAAUUUAAAAUACUACGGUAUCAGUUUACCACCAUCGUUGCUCAUUAAUGCGUAGUUGUACCAGUUUGGGAGUGGUUUAAUAUUUAUCAAAAGGCAACAUUGAAAAGUCAAGUUUAGUGGCAGAAAAUACACUCAAACUGUGGCUCAGCCAUCUCUGUGCUCCAGAGGAAGCGAUGGGGUUGUGUGCCAGUGGCCAGAUUCUGUCCACAGUCAUGACACUAAUUCCAGAGCACUGGAUCAGCGUGUCAGUGCAAAUGAGACCAGGAUCUGCUGAACAACAAGUACCAUUCGUUACUGUGGACUCUUGGUGGCUAAAUAUAUAAUUACCACUAGUAUUCCUCACCUUAGAAAACAGUCAUUUUGCAUAAGUAUCUAAUUAGGCAGGUUAUCUUUAUAUAUAUAAACAUAUAUGAAAUAUAUCUAAGACUUCAACAAUUCCUUUAUAUACUUGCUGGUAAACCUAAAAUGUUGGCAAGCAUCUGUUUUCAUGUAAAACUUGUUGCUCCUAGUCUGAUCUGCUGAGGAGGUAUUAUUCAGGAGGAGUUUACAAAGUUAUGUUCAGGAACCAGCAGUUUGGCUGAGGGCUAAUGCCAUCAACAGAUUAUUUCUGGAAUUUAAAAACUACUUGUCCUUAUUAACCCUUACUCUGUGGAGGAGAAGUACAUCGUUUGGAUUUGUAUAAAAUAUUUAGGAGUCACCUUUUGAACUACUUUUGUGCCUGGCUGACAACAGCAGAAUUGGUUCUACUCCAUCGGAGUAGUUAUCUUUUUUAGAAGAAUUUAGACCGAUUGUUUUCCAAAAAAUACAAUGUCAGGCUUUCAAUCUAUUUGUCUCUACUUUGACUGAAUCAUGCCAGAACAGAGUGGUAAUUGCACUGUAUUAUGAACUCUCUCAGUUGCCAGACAUGAGGUGGUUUGGUUUUGCUUUGUUUGCUUUCCGUACUAAGCCAUUUGGGGGUGAGAAGUCAUCAAAUCUCCGACUUUCCAUUUUCCUUACUCUCUCAGUAUUGCCAAAUUAGCGUUUCCCCAAGACAGGUGAGGGCCAGGGGAAUCCCGGUAGGUCAGCAGGCAUUCAGUGGCAAGUUUCACGUAGGUGGGAACUGCAGUGGUCUCUGGACUUCACGGCGGGUUCCUUUGAAACGGGCCUGUUGCGGAAAGAAGCUCCUGCAGGCCAGAGUUGCUGCCACACGCAGGUUUCACCGGCGUCUGCAGGGAGGGGAAAUGUGCCGCUCGUGCUUGUGUUCUGCAAGCCAUCGGGUGUCCUACUGCGUUUUGAUGCAGAUUUUGCCUGCAUUUAAAAAUUCAGGUGCAGGUCUUGAACAGCUUUAAUGUCUCACCCCAUAGCUGUUUCUGAAAGCAGUUUGAUUCUGAUCUUGCCCUGGCAAAACCAGCAGUAGUUCUACCGAGAUCACAGGGUUCUACAGCUGAAAAGCCUGAUGUGGGGGUGAGGUGUGCCUUGUGGGACUAGAGAACCAUCCUGUGACUCUGUUCUCUUCUCCAUGGCAAUUUGCAUUGAGGUCUGUAUUACGGCUCCUCUGUUGCCUGAAGGGGAGAGGGGAAGCCCUGAGGAGUUGCACUGGCUCCCCGAGUUGGCCUGAAUUGCUGUCUACCUUUGGAAAAGAUACAGAGGAGCUCUGGGGGCUGCAUUCUUCACUGGAGUGAGGUAGAGUUACAUUAACGUACUUUAGCAGAGAAUGAAAUCCUAAAUCGUAUACCAAAUGGUACCAGGGAUAACCAAAACACGGCUUUGUCCCAUUUUCUUGGUGGCCGUAAUUGAUUUUCACUGAGAUUUUGGCUCCAAACGCAUCUACAGAUGUGGACAGAUGCAAUCUGAGGUUUUCUGGAACCUGGAGGUGUCUGAUCUCCGUUUCAGUCAGUGGAGCUAUAGACACCCACGUGCUCCUGGAAAUCUUUACUCUUUCACUGUUAUUAUUGCUACCAUUUUUCGUUGAAUCUAGCCCUAGGCAUUUCUGAGAGCAUUGCACUCCUGUGCUCCUGGAUCAGAAUAUAACUAUCGAAAGAAGGCGUUUUCAAUUUGAGAUGCAAUGCAAUUUACUUCACUUCAUGGAGAAUGCAAACCCAGCUCCUUCAGGUGUGUCACUACUGCCUGAAUAGCUCACUGGCAUAUUUUAUAAGGAAACAUUUUGAGAUGUUUUCUUGACUUUGCCGACGAAAGAGCAUUUGAACCGUACAUCCUCCUGAUUGUAAAAGAAUAUCAGUGUUGACCGUCUGACCAGUUAAGUUUUAGUAGUGUUCUUCACAGCCCUCCAGUAAUAUAUCAAACACUGUUAUGCACAUAAUGCAGCACUGUGAUCUAAUUUAAAUAAUACUUUUUUAUUAUUUAUACUACUCUAUGUAAUAUACAUCAACACUUUGCUAUAUAAUCUAAGUGAUAACCCUCUUCUUAGUUAUCUGCCAAACUCUGAAUUUCUGUUUGGUUUAUAUUGCAGUUAGCACAGUUUCCAAGUUGUAAUGAUGUCUCUUUUCCUUUCAAAUGGGAUGUGUAAGUCAAACUAUACUUUUUGUGUGUUUCUGUUUUGAGGUGGAGUUUAUCAGGAUUUACACACAACAUUCGGUGUUCUGUAUAAAUCUGCAUACAUUUGUGAAUUCAUCUGUUAAUCCCCUUUUAUUUAGAAACUAUUAAUUGAUGGUGGUUUAUUAGGGGUUUUUAUUUUUGCAUUUUAAUUUUUAGUACUGGUUAUUCUUGAAUUAAGCGGAGACUUGUCAGCUGGGUUGCUUUAUCUUUGAUCAUGUACAUGACCUUCUAAUUCUUCCACAGUUCAGCAAACAAGUACUAGCUUCACUGACCAAAAACAGUCUCAACCUAAUGUGUCUAUGGUGCUGUAUUUUGCUGGUGUACAUUUAAAACCAGAAAUGAUUUAAAGGUCACUUUUGAGUUCUAAUAAGUAGCCUUUCCUGGUUUGGGGAGUUUGGGUUUUGUUUUGUUUUAGCAUUGAAACAAGGUAUAUUUAUCUGAAGCUAUAUAGUGUUUUUUCUACUGUAUCACAUUUCCUUUUGCAAAGAGGGGGAAAUCAACCUGAUGUGACAUCCUUUCACAGUCAGUGGAAGGGAGUUUUGUGUCAGUUCUUUACUUUCAGUUGAUUUCGUUGGGCUUUGGAUCAGGCCAGCAGUUACGAGAGCUCAUCCUCUGAGGGUUUAAGGGACACAUGACAGCUUGUGCUGGCCCUUAGUGCUAGAACCGAUUUUAUUGGAUGCUAAAAUUACCUGCUGGAUUCUGGGAUGGCAUCAUCUAGAAAUGGGAAUCUUCUUUCUCUGUUUACUCUGGCCUGAAAUCCCAAGGCUUUCUUUUUUUCAUUCAGAUGACAUUGAACUUGAGAACAUUUUUAAGUUGCUAGAGCAUUGUACAUUUCCUGAGUAUGUGUGUGGGACAACAACCGAAAGUCAUAACCUGUAUUUGAUAACCAGUUCCAUGCCUGCAUCAUUCACACUCACUACUUAAAACUGCCAUGAUGUAAAAUGUUGGGGGGAAUGAUUUGUGUGUGAAAAGCAUUAUGGACUUGUACAUUUUUUUAUACUCUGAUCUGUAAGUUCUGAAAUAUUUUGUUUUACAGAAAAAAAAAAAAAAGUGAUAAAGCAAUCAAAAGACCAAGAGAUUUAGUAUCAGUGCUUAAGGUUCACAGGACCUUAACUGGCCAAUUAGUUAAUUUAGUACAGUGAUAAGCCAAUACUUUUCCUGUACUUGGCGUCUGAAACUGCCAAUUUCAUCAAUAUUAAAAUACGAACUGUGAUGGGGAAUGAACAGUGAUGUUAAGUUGUAUUUGUGUUUACCUAAAUGAGCAGUCCGAAGGCAAGUGCAAUCAGCUGAUCUUUAGGAAAUAUGAAAAUGUUGAUUUAGAGGCAUACUUGCAUUUUACAUUUUCUUGAUGUGUAAUCAUAUUGCCAAAGACAAACUAUUUCAUCAAUUAUUAUUGUAAAUAACACUUUCCCAAAACCUACCAUAAAGUUUCUGUGAUGUAUUGUCUUCCAGUUGCAAUAAAAAUUACUGAGUUGCAUCAAUUGAACAA